Molecule: messenger RNA, 4102 nt
Organism: Nymphaea colorata (pocket water lily)
Lineage: Eukaryota; Viridiplantae; Streptophyta; Magnoliopsida; Nymphaeales; Nymphaeaceae
Product: pentatricopeptide repeat-containing protein At5g52850, chloroplastic
Exons: 1
Coding region: 166-3027 (953 amino acids)
Biological process (GO): RNA modification
Molecular function (GO): RNA binding; zinc ion binding; protein binding
Source: RefSeq, a predicted model, not a curated record
UUUUGUUCCUUCACGACCUUUUCUGGUUACUUGGGCAAAUACUGUUGUUCUUAUUUCAUGAAUGCCCGCACUGCUGACAGCCAUGGCCUGACCACUGCACGAAAUCGAGUCAGUGACAUCAAUAUGGAGAGAAGUUAGAACUUGCAUCUUCGUUUACUGUCUAGCAUGAGUCACAUCCUAUUUCAUACGUGUUGCCCCAAACUGUUGCCCUUCUUCCCUUUGUGGCUACUUUCAUUGGGUAAGAACAAUUCCAGAAGGCUGCUAACCGUUGUUUCUUAUAGUAAUCAUCUUAGUGACCAAAACCCAUGUUCCAUUUCUAGUGGUAGCCCCAACAACCAAGACCUGCGGCUGGUAUUUAAUGGAAAGGGCAGAUUACAGAAUUUUGAACAUUCCCCAGCUUUGCAUUAUAACGGCAAUCUACAUUCUCCUUAUGUUUCUAGGGAACACUGCUUAUGGUUUAUCUCAAUAUGCAAUUCAAGGGCCCUGAAAGUGGGUGUUGCUGUACAUGGCCUUAUUACAAAGCUCGGGCUUGAGCACGAUCUGUUUUUGAACAAUAAUCUGCUUUCACUGUAUGUGAAAUGCUUUGACAUCGUCCAUGCGAGUAAAUUGUUUGAUGAAAUGCCUAAAAAGGAUGUAGUUUCAUGGACUGGGAUGAUAUCUGCUUACGUCAAGUGUGGAGAGAAUGAGAAGGCUAUUGGUUUAUUUGAUAUGAUGGUUUUCUCUGGCUUGAUCCCCAACAAAUUCACUUUUGCAAGUGCUUUGCGUGCUUGCACUUCUGCUGGGGCAUCGGAGCAUGGAAGGCACAUUCAUGCAUGGAUGACAAAGUGUGGAUUUGUGUCAAAUACAGUUCUGGGAAGUGCCUUGAUUGACUUCUAUUCGAAGUGUGAGAAAUUUGUGGAGGCAUAUGAUGUUUUCUUGGAAAUGCAAUUUCAUGAUGUGAUCAGUUGUACAACCAUGAUUGCUGCAUUUAUUCAGGAACAGGACCCCAGUUCGGCAUUGAGGUUGUAUCUUCAAAUGGAAGAAUGGGGAAUAUCACCAAAUGAGUUCACUUUUGUCAAUCUGCUACCGGCAUCAUUUUCUCUUGGUCGCAAGUGUGUUAAAUCAGUUCAUGCUCAUAUAGUUCUUCUGGGCAUUAAACUUAAUUUGGUUUUAAAAACUGCUCUGAUUGAUACGUACUUGAAAUUUGGAAUGAUUGAAGAAGCUAACAAAGUUUUGAAUCAAACACCAGAAUCUGACACAUUCUUGUGGACAACUGUGAUUGCUGGGCUGACACAAGCUGAAAACUUUGUUGAAGCAAUAGAUGCUUUUUGUAGCAUGGGAGCUGCUCGCGUAUCCCCAAAUUCCUACACUUAUGCAGGCAUCCUUAAGGCCUGCUCAUGCAUUCCACUACUGGAGUUUGGAAUGCUAAUCCAUUCACGUGUAUGGAAGGUAGGCCUACAAGAGAAUGCUUCUGUUGUGAAUGCACUUGUUGACAUGUACAUGAAAUGCUUGAGAUCUGAAGAUGCUUUAUCUCUUUUCAAAGAAGUACCUACACCUGACGUCAUCUUGUGGACAUCUCUCAUUACUGGCUUCGCCAUACAUAACCAAGAACGUGAAGCUGUUCAAGCAUUUAAUUAUAUGCAAGCAGCUGGAAUUCAGGCAACUUCAUCCACGUUUGCUAGCUUGCUUAAGGCUUGCUCCAGCAAACUAGACCAAGUGGGAAGGUUUCAUGGUUGCAUAAUCAAGAGUGGUGCUGAUGCAGAUAUUGCUGUUGGAAAUUCACUAGUUGAUGUUUAUGCAAGAUUCGGGAUGAUGGAGGAUGCUUGGAGUAUUACCAAGACAAUGGCAGAUAGAGAUGUGGUUACUUAUACAAGCUUGGCAAAAGGAAACAACCAUUUGGGUCAUCAUUUAGAGGCUCUCGAUGUUAUGCAUGUUUUGCUAGAUGAUAACGUCCGAGUAGAUAAUUUUUGCUUAGCAACCUUUUUAUCUGCUUCUGCUGGUUUGCCAGCACUGGAGGCAGGAAAGCAAAUCCACUGCUGUGCUGUAAAGACAGGGUUCGAGCACUGGAUUUCUGUAGGAAACAGCCUGGUUGACAUGUAUGGCAAGUGUGGAAACACGAGGGAUAGCCAGAGAAUGUUUACAUUGAUCCCCAAUCCAAAUGUUGUAUCAUGGAAUGCAUUGAUGGCUGGUAUGGCCUCAAAUGGGCAGUUCGCCAGUGCCCUUCAUUGUUUUGAAGAGAUGCAACUGGUAGGUCUGAACCCUGAUGAUGUUACCUUUUUGUUGGCUCUAUAUGCUUGCAGUCAUGGUGGAUUGGUUGAGAGAGGUCGUCAAAUUUUCAAGCAGAUGCAUGAAAUUCACAAGGUCACAGCGACGUUGGAUCAUUAUGUAUGCAUGGUUGAUCUUCUUGGCCGUGCUGGGUUUCUUGAAUCUGCAGCUGAGCUUACAGAAAGCAUGCCUUUCAGACCUGAUGCACUUUUAUAUAAAACUUUAUUGAGUUCCUGUAAAUUGCAUAAGAAUGUAGGUUUAGGAGAGUAUGCAGCAGGCCGCGCUCUCGAGUUAGAUCCCACUGACCCAGCAACUUAUGUGUUGCUGGCUAACAUGUAUGAUGAUGCUGCAAAGUCGGAUUCUGCUAACAGCGUGCGAUUAAUGUUGAAACAGAGAGGUUUAAAGAAAAAUCCUGGACAAAGCUGGAUAGAGAUAAGGAAUAAGCUGUAUCAUUUCACAUCUGGUGACAGGUUUCAUCCCCAGACAGCUGAGAUGCAUGCGAAGUUGGAGAAAUUGAAUGUGGAUGUGAGGAAGUUGGGAUAUGAGGGUACCGACAGAAAGCAGAACUCGUAUCAUAGUGAAAGGCUUGCACUUGCCUUUGGCUUGCUUCAUGCGCCACAUUCAGCUGCCAUUCGUGUAAUUAAGAAUUUGCGCAUCUGUAGUGACUGUCAUUCUUUCAUAAGAUUUGUCAGCAUUUUGGUUGACAGAGAUAUCAUUAUUAGAGAUGGAAAUAGAUUUCACUCAUUCAAGAAUGGAGUCUGUUCUUGUGGUGAAUACUGGUAAUAACUCAUCAAGAUUUUGUCAAACUUGGUGCAAACAUAUUCUCUUUCCAUUAAUUUGCCAAGGAAGUUGCUCCUUGUCUGCAAGAAGUAGAGCAUUACUUUGUGGCCUUGUCACUACCUCCGGACGUUUAUGUGAAGAACCGAGGAGGUUGGUUGAGUGGGGUCGGAGCAGGGAACGGGCAGUUUGAUGGGCACUAAUGUCUCGAGUCCUUGAGCAUCAACUCCCUGUAGCACCACUAAAGCAGUCAUAGGACGCAGGGUCUGGGAUACUAGUUGUGACUCCUCGAGCACACAGGGUUGUCCCUCUGCUUUCUUUGGCAUGUUUAUGCAUAAAUUCAGAUCUUGCGACAACUCUAUUUUCUUCUGCACACUGUUUGAGCCACCACUGCUUAGUUUUCUUUGUACCACCAAUUCCAAUCUGAAGCCUUAUUCCAUGUUCUUCCAGGGCAGAGGAAACUUGCAUUAUUCCAGCUAUUCUAUAUUUUCAGUUUCUCAUUCGUCUUGGCUUACCAAGUUAAUCAGCUUAACCAACAUCCAUGAUGUUGAAACUUCAAAUUCUUCAUCACUUUACCUCACAAACGCCCUUCCCAUUUGCCACCCACAUUCCAUCGGAGUACUUUUUUCCCAUGUUCUCUAGAUUCAAGAAAGAUUUCCAAGCCAAAUCAGUCUAAAUGCUUGGCCUCAAUUGUAGGCUCCAAAAUGUUUGUCACUUGUUUACGGAGUGGCCCUUUUCUUUGCCAAAAGGGGAUGAUUGUCAUUGGAUGACACCCAUCUGCAAGGAUAAUUGCUGCUCCACUUCUGCCAUCGCUGACUCUGAUACAGCCCACAACGAUAGAGGAAGGGAAAACGGGGGUUGGGUCUUCGGGCCUCUUUUAUGAAUGGUGGAUUGUUAACCUCAUGCUCACCCAAAAUUGUUAUUCCACCUGCCAAUUUUCACUGCUGUUCUCAAAAGGGCUGUCAACUAGGUUAAGUAACAUGCUCACAAGUUAUUAGCCUGUAAAUUGCCAGUAUGUAUGAGGAUUCUGCCAUGUAAGUUGUACCAAGCAGCGCUGGGAAAACAAAAUUGAAUGGGUGGC